AUGAGAAGGCACAGCUUCUGGCUGAUUCUUGUGGAUACCUCUUUACCCUUGAUGACCGAAGGAGAUAGCUUCCAGAGGCUUUCUCCCAGACUGGCGCAGCUCAGAACCGCGUCACCCCUCGGAGAUCGAGCAGCGGGCAACGCGCUCACCUUGGGACUUACCGUGAGGAGCGUGUUUAUUCACGCCAGUGGAGGACGCCCAAACGUGGCGAGGGCCUCGGUCUGGGACCCCCUGGUCUCUGCCCCACUGCGGGCCCGGCCGAGGCUCACGGGGCUUGCGAGCGAGGCUAGCGUGCUAUGCGCGGGACAGCCGGGAACGCACUGGAGCGCAGACACCUCCUGGGCUUUGCCGCCCAGCCAGGCGUCCGUUUCGCUAACUGCAGUCGCCUGCCGGGGCCAGUGGUCUCCUGCGGUUCUAGAGACUCAACUGAAAGCCAAGUUCUGCGUCCGAGAGGGUAGUACGCGUGGAUUCGGUGUUUCUUUUCAUCUGGUGCGCUGGUCCCUGAAGAGCGCGAGUAAACUCGCCCAGUCCUGUGCGAAAGGAGAGCGGGGAAGCGUUUCUCGCCUGAUGGGACCAGUGAUACCAGUGAUAAGAGUUAGGAGCCCUGUGGAGCCCGAAAUUUGUCAAGACGCAGUCUGGGACGCUCCGGACUAAAUGCUACUGCGCAAAGCGCGGAAGUCCACUUCUCACUAUUUACCCAUUGUGAUAUUUCCAAGUCCACAGUCUCGCCUUACGCACACUUGUGGUUUGGAGCAGCUAAUUUUACAUGCAUUUUUACCGUUCAGAAUAAGCAACGCGGCAGGACCAGGGGAAACCUGAUUCUAACCUGUUUCUACAGACCUCUGUCCACACAAGUCUGUAAGAACCGAACUAGGAGGUGGAGAGAGGGGGGAAAAAAAAACCCGCAAUAACCCAAAACCCAACAGCUCUCUAAACCUCCUCCCCGUAUUUUCCUCGCCCUGUGUUUUAAUGUACAUCCUACUAGGCUCACAGGGCGGAUCUAGCCAGGAGCCCACUAAUCUAAAAGGAGGAUGGAAAGCCUAGCCCGCAGGCUUCCCUUCACCCUCCUGCUCCCCAGGGAUCCCUGAGAGUCGUACUAAACCCCGGCCAGGGAGCAAGGAAGCCAGAGUUUAAGGGCAAAAACAUGGGCGCCUGAGAGUGUUUCUCGGGUUGAGUGGGGCUGUGUGAAUCUCCUAUUCGUAGAGUUCGAUCCGGUUUGGAUAAUAGAACACACGGCUCCUGUUGCUAGCCAGUGUGGGUGCGCCCCACGCAAACCCUGGCGGUCCCGCCCACAAUCUCGGCGACAACAUCUCCCCACAACACUGCCACACCCCGUCGUUGCUUUUCCGAUGUUUCCGAACCCAAUGGCUAAUCGUCAGGAAGUGGAUCAAAGCCUGGAUUGAACAAGUGAACUCAGCUUUCCCUACCUCCUGUGUUGCAAAGACCGCACUCACUUCUGGAACUUUCCUUUGGCUUGGACCAAAGUUCUGGUCACUGCGUGGAAUGCAGCAGAGCCCAUGGUGCCCUGCUCUGGCUGUGCACAGGUCAUCUCGUGGCACCUUCUUUUGCCACUUCAGUGGCAAACAGUUUUCCGGACAAAACGGGUGAAUAAUGUUGACCCCACCAGAUCUUCCUGUAGGCUGCAAGCACCCUAAAGGCAGGAACCUUGUGUUGUUCCUGACUCUCUGAAACCUAGUUUAGUGCCUGGCACCAGGCAAUAAAGGAUGGCUUUUUGAAUGAAAGAAAAAGUAUGUGCUGACA
Felis catus (domestic cat) is the source of this 1761-nucleotide messenger RNA. RefSeq lists its product as uncharacterized. The coding region runs from base 1 to 654 and encodes 217 amino acids. The transcript has 4 exons. The record is from RefSeq and is a predicted model, not a curated record. NCBI's taxonomy places the organism in Eukaryota, Metazoa, Chordata, Mammalia, Carnivora, Felidae.